This is a messenger RNA of Acanthoscelides obtectus, 4204 nucleotides long. The record is from the annotation of a GenBank genome assembly. NCBI's taxonomy places the organism in Eukaryota, Metazoa, Arthropoda, Insecta, Coleoptera, Chrysomelidae.
AAGCCGUCGCCGGCAUUUUCACGCUCUUCAAUUUUUAAUCAAUCAAUUCUCUAACCUGAUAUUUUAUCGCUACCCUCAAUAAUUUCCCCUUCAAAUGAUUGUCUAUUUCUGGCGAUUUGCAUAUAAAACUUGGCCACUAAAGUGAUUGAACACCUGGCAACCAUGUUAUCGACAUUCUUUGACGUUUCCAUGAUUUUUCGCUGACAGGUCAGUCCAAUUCGUGCUUACACUUUUCAUCGUGAUUUUCAUUUGAAUUUGUAAGACCCUUUUAAGCUUUUUAAACUAACUACAAGUAUAUGAGUCGAUAUUUUGGUGUGACUACGAUCAUCAGUAUCGUCCGUAGGUGAUCAUCACAAUUAAAUAUUUUUUUAAUUAAUCACAAUGUCCAAACCAGCUGGAUAUGACUCUCAUAGUGAGGGGCCAGGCUUUGUAGGGAUCAGGUUUUGCCAGGAAUGCAACAACAUGUUGUACCCCAAGGAAGACAAAGAAAAUAAGAUCCUACUGUAUGCCUGCAGAAAUUGUGACUACAAACAACAUGCAGACUCAAAAUGCAUUUAUGUCAACAAAAUUAUGCACGAAAUUGAUGAAUUGACCCAUAUUGUGCCUGAUGUGAUAUCUGACCCUACUCUACCUAGGACUGAAGAUCAUCAGUGCCCUGAGUGCAAUCAUAGAGAGGCAGUAUUUUUCCAAGCUCAAACCAGAAGAGCUGAAGAGGAGAUGAGAUUGUAUUAUGUCUGUACAAAUCCUCAUUGUGCACAUAGGUGGACCGAGUAAUCUUCUAUUUUUGAGGGUCUAUUGUACUUCAUAAUAUUCCAUAAGUAUUUUGUAAAUUGUCUUAUAUAAGGAUAGGAAUUCAAAACUAGCACUAAGAUUUUUUCAUUCUUUAUCAUUUAAUCCCUUGGACCCAGGACCAGUGUUGCCAGAGCGAAGUUUAAAAUAUCCGUCACACGUAUCGCAAAAUUCGGCUACAUGCCGCUAUGGUCUAAAAAUUUAAGGGGGGGGGGCUUAAAAUAAACAACAAAUAUAUUUUUUACGUAUUUACUUUUUUUUAAACACUGUCUAAAAACCCUACUAAAAAUACAAACAGUAACAUAAUAUAAUUGCAAUUUUUCGUAAAAACAUAAAAAGUAUACCUCUAAAAAAACAAAAAUGUCUGGUUUAGAAUUAGGAACUAAUAAAAAAAUAGAAACUAUCACCAAUAUCUUAAUCUUAAUAGAAAAAAAAAAACAAAAAAUAAGGACAAAGAAGAAGCGGAAACGUGGAAAUGCCUACGUUUGCUUAUUUUAUUCACAGUCAGAAUCAGAAAUUACUUCUUCUUCAGCUUGUUCUUCCUUAUUUACAUUAUAUAAAUUCUUUUUAUAUUUGUUUAAAUGAUUCUCAUUAAAACUAUAGGAUAAACAGCACUGUUUUUUUGAUUCCAAGUCUAAUUUAAUUGUAAGUAGUGCAGACAAAGUGGAUGGUAUUAUUUUAUUUAUUUUUUUUGUUUUGUAAUCAAGCAUAUAAGAAAAAGUACGCUCAACAUCAGCGUUUCCAUGAGGCAAUGUUAAAAUGAUUAGAGCCAGUUUACCUAUAUUGCGAAAUAAAUAUUCGUCAUUAAAAUUUUUGAGGUCGUUUACAAACGACCAAAAUUCAAUGACAUUACUUUUUGUUUUUAAAAUUUCCUCUUUCUCACUAGCACUAAAAUAAAUACAUAUUUUCUUUAGUUCCAAAAUUGCCUUUUCGGUUUCAAUAUGAAGAGCAAUUUUUUUUAAAACGGCGUUAUGAAAGGUAUCACCUAUAAUAAGACGAUUGUUCAUCACAUCAACCGGUGAGAGAAACUUUAGCUCUGAAAAGGAGUUGUCUUUGAUAGGAAAUCUUUUAAGGGACUCUUCUACCGAUUUUUGGUAAAAUGUGACACAUUUUAAUUUAAAUUGUUCGAUUGCCGUGUUAUUGCAGUGUUUUAUUGCAUCCAUUGUAUGCGGACUAACAUUCACUUGUUCAAUCGGUAAUAAGCAGUGGGGAUCAUUAGGAUUUAGAUUAUAUCAUUUCUCAUUUUUAAAAUAUUCUAGUCGCAUAAAGUUUGUACAUAGAUGACGUACAAAUCGCUCACUCUAUUGAUAUGAUAUUGAGCAUAACUUUCUCUGAUUGAAAGAGAGCAUUAAAUUGGUUAAAAAUGGGCAAUACGAAUUUAAAAAACAUUAAAUACGCCUUAACAAAUGGAUUCUGUAACUCAUUAAGUAUUACAUAUGCUACAGGAUUUUUGUCUUCAAUGGAAGCUAAUCUAAAUAGGCUAAGCAAGAUGUCCCAGUGAUCCAAAACUCUAUCAACACAUUUGGAUAAAGCAAGCCACCUUGUUUUACUAGGGCUUAAAAUAUUUAAUUUUGACUUUUUGAAAUAUUCCUGUAAUUCUUCAAGAACACACUGCCUUUUUGGGCUUCUUGAGAAGUAAGAAUAUAAGUUUGCUUGGAAUCCUUUCAGCUGCCGCCACCGCCACUAAAUGAGCAGAGUGGCAAAUGCAGCCAUUGACAAUUAUAUUAGGAUUAUCUUUUAAAAGAUAAGUUUUGAAAGAUUCGUUAUUGCCCAUCAUAACACUAGCGUUGUCUGAACAGUAUCCAACAAUAUUGGUAAUUUUUACUUGAUUGGAUAUAACGCAUUUUUUAAACCUUUGGCGGUACCUUCAUCUGCGUUAAUUUUAAUUAUAUCUAAUAAAUGGGUUUUAAUUGAAUUUUCAUGAAUAUACCUUACAAGAAUGCAUAGUAGUCUUGUAUUGCUCAGGUCUGUACUCUCAUCCAAUAAAAUAGAAAAUGGUUUAUUUUCCAAUUCGGAAAUUAUUUCGUCUUUAAUAACAGGAGCCAACACAUUUUUAAUUAUACUUAUGCAUUUGGAUCUUUUUAAUUUAAGUGAGAUAGAGAGAUCUGGGUCUUUAAAACAUAAUUGACUAACUCCUGUUAUAUGAUCAACAGUUCUAAAACUUAUAUAAUGACUUACAACUAAAAGACUAUAUCUUAAGCAAGCAAAUAUUUGCCGUUUUUCCAACUCACGUUCCGGAGACUGAAAAGUGCUAUCUAACGUUCUUACAUUCGAAAUUGCUUGUACAUUAGUGGCAUGCCUUUUUGAUUUCGAAUGAUUCACUAAAUCUGAUUUUUUAGCACCCAUUAUUUGAUUACAAGCUUUACAUUUUGCUUUCAACUUGUCAUUUUCAAUAGGUCCCAACCAGCCUUUAAGUAACGGAUCUUCUAGCCAUGAUGAAGUAAACAUUUGUUUUCGUGUCUUUUUCUUAACAGGUUGCUCUGGCUCUUGGUUAUCCUGAAGUCGAAUUAUCAGGCUCAGACCUGAUUCCACUAGAUUCCGCUCUUCUAUUUUGUCUGUAUUCAGGUUCGGGAUGCUCCGAGUCCGACACAGAUGCAGUCGAAGUGGAUGGUACGGCCACGUUUGGUUUCACCGUUUGUUAUUUAGAAGGAUUUUUAUCAAAAAAAUCGUUAAUGGUCUGCUGUCGCCUUUCCAUUAUUCCUAUUUUCCAGAAGAAAAAGCGUUAAAAACAAAUUUCGCGACUAAGAUUUAUGUCUGGAUCAAACUAUGAUAUGUUAGAUAUUUAAGCAGUUUUGUUACUUACCAGUAGAUUUAAUAUUAAAAUCUGCAGCAAAUGAUAUAUCAAUAAAAUGAUCAACACAAAAAUAAGAACACUAAUAUAAACGAAACUAAACAGUAUAUACCCAGAGCUGAAGAAUACAAUACAAAGCGAGAAACCUAAUAUUAUGUCUGCCUGCUGAGACCUGUUAGAAACGAUUAGUAUUGAAAGCAGUACGUACGCCAUCUGUUAUUGAAAAAAAGGCAAGUGGAAUAAUUCUCUUCUCUGUUCCUAGAUGGCUCAAGCGGCACCAAAUGCACCAAUUUUAUUAUUAAUGUGAUAAUAAAUCAGACUUUAGCCACUGCCUAUUUAGGAUUUAGAACGUUAUUAACGUUAAAACAGUGAAAUAAAUAUGAUAGUUUUGUAUGUAAUAAAUUCCGCUAAAUUUUGGGCUAAUUUGCUCUACCGCCGCUACGCCGCUCUUCUCAAAAUAAUCCGCUACAAAUAGCGGAAUUCCGCUACGUAUGGCAACACUGCCCAGGACCCUGGUUAGCAAAAAAAUGAUCAGAAGUAUAUGAAACUUUGACACUCUUGUAAUUACAUUUAUUAUGUUUUGAAAUAGCUUUUAUUUGACAAUAAACAGUUUUUAUUUAAAAA